Tetrahymena thermophila SB210 is the source of this 1677-nucleotide messenger RNA. RefSeq lists its product as hypothetical. The record is from RefSeq and is a predicted model, not a curated record. The transcript has 2 exons. Lineage: Eukaryota; Ciliophora; Oligohymenophorea; Hymenostomatida; Tetrahymenidae.
AUGUUAUUUAAAAAUUUGAAUACUAAUGCUUUAAAUAUGAUCAAUCAUUAGCAAGGUAGUGAUAAAAGCCAAAACAUUAGCACAAAGGAUAAAUGGGAAAGGGACAUUCUAUAAGAAAAAUUAAGUAAUCUUGAGAAAAAGCUAUUAGAAACUUAAGAUGAAAGAAAUAUCUUAAAAGAAAAGUUUGAAAAGCAACAAAGCUGCUCUAUCAUUAGAUGCAAAUAUUAUGAUUACCUCUUAUACGAAUAGAUUUUGCAAAAGUAAAUUACCCACUAGAAAAAUCUUAUCUUGUUUGGCUAGCAACAAGAAUAAAAAAGAAGUAUUUUAGAUCUAGACUUUUAUCCUAUCAUGUUUAGCUCAAACUAAUAAUCUAUUGGAGAUUAAAAAUAUAAUAACAUUAUUUCUAUUUUAUCUCUGCAAAGCGAGUUUUGUGUUUAAGAGAUUAGAUUAUUCUUUUACUAAAUAUUGAGCAGUAUCAGGAGACACUUAAAGUAAUUCAAAAGAGAGGCAUCAACUUAGACUGAGAUAAUUGUUACAGUUUAAAAGAAUGAAAACUAAUUGAAUUCAAAAUAUUUAAGUAAAAACCCAAAUAAAUUAGAAUACUUUAGAUAAGUUUCGCCAUACCAUAGUGAUAACAGCCAAAAUUUAUUUUUAGUAUAUUAUUUUAUGGGUUAAAAACAUACUUAUGAAAUUAAGGAUUUGGAAAUGAGUGUAGAAGAAUUUUUAGAGGAUAUCUUUUAGCAAAAAGCUCAGUUGUACGAAAUAUUCUUGAUAAAAAAUAUAAAUCUCUAACAAACUAAAAUAGAUAUUUCAGAACAUAUGUUUUUAAUAGAAUUAUAAUAAAUGCAAAAUGCUCACAAUAUUUAUGUAUUACCAAAGACUUAUUAAAAAUCAAAAGUUAUUGAUAGUCAAUAAUAAAUCACUAAAAAAAAAGACUAAUAAAUUUAAAGCACUGAUUUUGAUGAGAUUGAUGACUAAUAAUUUCACUAAUUUUAAGAAAAAGAAUAAAAAAUUUCAAAACAAGUAGAUUUUACUAAUUUAAUUGAUGAAUUUGAGGAAACAAAAGAAUAAUAUCAAUUUGAAAAUUAAGAAUAAAUGGAAAUAAUUUAUGAAAUUAAUCAUAAAAAUGAAAAAUAAGAAUUAGCAAGCUAGAUAUAAACACAAAAAUUAAAUGAAGAAAAAUCAAAGUCUGAGUCAAUAAAAUAAUAAAUUGAAGAUGUGAAUCUCAGUUAAUAAAAUAAAUAAGAUUAAAUAUUUGAUCUUUCUAAUUAAAAUGAAGAAAAAAUCUAAGAAAAAGGUCAUACCUAAAUUACAUAAAAUAAUACAGAAAUAUCUAAUGUUGUUGAAUAAUAGCAAUCCAAAUCUACUGAAUCAACAGACCACUAAAAAAAAGAUUCCUCCUUGCAAUAAGACUUAAUAUCUAGUCCUACUCAAUAAAAUUAAGAAAUAACUAAUUAAAGAACCAUUGAUUAGUAAUCUAAAAAGAGUGAGUCUAUUAUUUCUUUAUUUUAAACUCACACAGACAAAAAUGCUAAUGAAUCUUAGCCUGAUAAUGAAAAGUUAUAGUCCAUCACCAGUUUUGAAGUUUUGUAAUCUGAGCAAAAGUCUGAAAAUAAAUAGGAUGAAUAGAUAGCAAAAGACUAAAAUGAUGAGACCAAUAAAGAAAAGUAAUAAUGA